CCCGCCCACGGCCCUCGUGUCCGACUUCAACAUGGCGCACUACAACUUCAAGAAGAUCACGGUGGUGCCGUCCGCCAAGGACUUCAUUGACCUGACGCUGUCCAAGACUCAACGCAAGACUCCGACUGUGAUUCAUAAGCAUUACCAGAUUCACCGCAUUCGGCAUUUCUACAUGAGAAAAGUCAAGUUCACUCAGCAGAACUACCAUGACAGACUCACCCAGAUCCUCACGGAUUUCCCUAAGUUGGACGACAUCCAUCCCUUCUAUGCUGAUCUGAUGAAUAUUCUCUAUGACAAGGACCAUUACAAGUUGGCUCUGGGACAAAUAAAUAUUGCCAAAAACUUAGUGGACAAUGUUGCCAAGGACUACGUGCGGCUCCUAAAGUACGGGGACUCUCUAUACCGCUGCAAGCAGCUCAAACGCGCUGCCCUCGGCCGUAUGUGCACUAUCGUCCGGCGGCAGAAGCAGAGUCUGGAGUAUUUGGAACAAGUGAGGCAGCAUCUGUCCCGUCUGCCAACCAUUGACCCCAACACUCGGACCCUGCUCCUGUGUGGCUACCCUAAUGUUGGCAAGUCCAGCUUCAUCAAUAAGGUGACGAGAGCAGAUGUGGACGUGCAGCCAUAUGCAUUCACUACCAAAUCUCUGUUCGUGGGCCACAUGGACUACAAGUAUCUACGUUGGCAGGUGGUGGAUACGCCUGGGAUCCUUGACCACCCCCUGGAGGACCGGAACACCAUUGAGAUGCAGGCCAUCACAGCUCUGGCCCAUCUGCGCGCUGCUGUGCUCUAUGUGAUGGAUCUAUCGGAGCAGUGUGGCCAUGGGUUAAGGGAGCAGCUGGCGCUCUUCCAGAACAUCCGGCCCCUGUUUGUCAACAAGCCUCUGCUGGUCGUUGCCAACAAAUGUGAUGUGAGGAGGAUCGCUGAGCUGGCUGAGGAUGACCAGAAAAUCUUCGCAGAGCUGCAGGCACAGGGGUUUGCCGUGGUGGAGACCAGCACCCUGACUGAGGAAGGUGUGAUGAAGGUGAAGACAGAGGCUUGUGACCGGCUUUUGGCUCACCGAGUUGAAGCCAAAAUGAAAGGGAACAAGGUGAAUGAUGUGUUGAACCGAUUGCAUCUUGCUGUGCCCAACAAGCGUGAUGACAAGGAGAGGCCCCCCUUCAUCCCAGAAGGGGUGGUGGCACGCAGGAGGAAAAUGGAUACUGGAGAGCCCAAGAAGAAAAGGGAACGUGAUCUGGAAGUGGAGAUGGGAGAUGAUUACAUUCUGGAUCUCCAGAAGUACUGGGACCUCAUGAAUUCCUCCGAGAAGCAUGACAAGAUUCCUGAGGUCUGGCAAGGGCACAAUGUGGCCGACUACAUCGACCCAGACAUCAUGCAGAAAUUGGAAGAGCUGGAGAAGGAAGAGGAGCUCAGAGUGGCUGCUGGGGAGUACGACAGCGAGUCUGAGAGUGACGACGAGGAGAUGGCGGAGAUCCGGCAGCUGGCCAAGCAGAUCCGAGAGAAGAGGAAGCUGAAGAUCCUGGAGUCGAAGGAGAAGAACACACAAGGGCCGAGGAUGCCGCGAACGGCCAAGAAGGUCCAGCGAAACGUCAUGGAGAGUGAGAUGCGUCUCCUUGGCGUUGACAUGGACAACAAGGACAAUGCCUAUUAUGCGGUCCAGGCCAGGAGGUCUCGCAGCACCACCAGGAAGAGGAAGCGAGAAGAAUCUGUCCCACCCUCUUCCGUGGCCCGCAGCCGCAGUUGCUCUCGAACUCCACGGGAUGUGUCAGGUCUUCGAGACGUCAAGAUGGUGAAGAAGGCCAAGACAAUGAUGAAGAAAGCUCAGAAGAAGAUGAACCGUUUGGGGAAGAAGGGGGAGGCUGACAGGCACGUGUUUGACAUGAAGCCCAAACACCUACUGUCAGGGAAGAGGAAAGCGGGGAAGAAGGACCGCAGAUAGGGCCGGCAUGCCACAGUGGCUUGGCCAGCUGCAGGAAGAGCUACAGCAGCCAGAACCCAUCACAAGCUGGUGCUGGGCCCUCAGCGAACUAGAACAGCCACUUUGAACCCGUGCUGUUAUCUGUAUCUAAUAGUUUUAAUCGGGUUUAUAAAACCGGAAAGAUUUGAUGAUACAGUUGUUUUUAAUGGGAAAAUUAAAAACAACACAUUGACCACACAAGAUCAGACCUUUUGAAAGCAACAACCUGAGACCAGAGAGAUUGUAUGAGGACGUAGUACUUGCCUUGCUUGCAACAGACAGUGGUUCUAUCCCUGCCACCCUGUAUGGACCCUGAGCACUGAGCCAAGUGUGGCCUCAAAAAUCUUCUCUAUAGGCUGGAGCAAUAGAACAAAGGCUUUUGCCUUGCAUGUGGCUGACCUGGGACGGACUCGGGUUCCAUCCCCAGCAAACCCGUAUUGUUCCCUGUAUUGCCAGUAUCACCGUAUUGCCAGGUGAUUUUUGAGCUCAGAGCCAGGAGUAACCCCUGAGCAUUGGUGGAUGUGGCCCCCCAAAAA
Messenger RNA from Suncus etruscus (white-toothed pygmy shrew), 2490 nucleotides. RefSeq names its product GTP binding protein 4 (gene GTPBP4). Gene Ontology annotation, cellular component: nucleolus. The record is from RefSeq and is a predicted model, not a curated record. The transcript is spliced from 16 exons. Bases 32 to 1936 code for a protein of 634 amino acids. Gene Ontology annotation, molecular function: GTPase activity; GTP binding; RNA binding. Gene Ontology annotation, biological process: ribosomal large subunit biogenesis. Lineage: Eukaryota; Metazoa; Chordata; Mammalia; Eulipotyphla; Soricidae.